AUGGACUCGUCGGCUGCUGCCAAUCCGCCGCCGCCGAAGACGGGCACCGGCGAGCCCGUCAUCAGCGACUUUAUUGAUAUCACCAUCAAGACGAUUGACUCGAAGAACUUUCAGUUUCAGGUGGAGAAUGACAUUCAAAUUAAAGCCUUCAAGGAGCGCAUCGCCGAGGAGGUGGGCAUCGACACCGACAGUCAGCGAAUGAUCUUUUGCGGCCGUGUUCUCUCCGAUGAGAAGACUCUAAAAGAGUACAAAAUCGACAGCGGAAAGACCAUUCACCUGGUGAAGAAGGCCGCCCCGGCUUCGCAACAACCGGGGCAGCAGCAGCGCACAGGCGCGGCCAACAGUACGCCCAACGCCGCCGAUCGAAACCGCUUUCACAGCUACCGCUCCGAGGAUGGCUCCGUCUUUAUGGGCACCAUCUCGCUGGACUCGCCCAACAACAUCCUCAAUCAGAUGGUGCGAUCCAUCUUCACCGGUUCUCGUCCGGCUAAUGCGGCAGGAGGAGGAGGAGGAGGGGCAGGAGGAACCGGUGGUAGCGGUGGUGGAGGCACCAACGACCUAAACACUACCGGCUCUUCCCUUUCUUCUCAAGGCGGCGAAGGAGGCGGACACGGAGCAGGAAGCGGCGGCAGCGGCGGCCUGCCCACCGGCAACGCCAGCAUCCGCACGCGCAUCAACUACGUCCGCCGCUUUCUCGGCUACAUCUCCACGAACUUUCAAAUCCUCGAGCACCCGAAUCAGCUGCCCACGGUGCCGCCGGCGGCGGCGCCUGCCACCGAGUCCACCGAGCCAGUGGUGACGGCCGCCGAGUUCGGCGAGCUCUUUCGCGAGGCCUUCGCCGUGGCCGAUCGCCUGCGGCCGCACAUUGCCGCGCAGAUCGCCGCCAUCGGCGCGGCCACCGGCGAGGCGGAGGCCGCCUUUGCCGCCGCCAAUCACUCCAUUCUGAUGCGCAUCUCCCACCACCUCUCGCACGUCAUUCACAUGCUGAGCGAGUUCAACAUUGACGCCGGCCGCGCCCCUGGCCCUCACCCGCUGACGCUGAACACGCUGGACACGGUGCCGAAUGGGGCGACGGGAGCGGGCGCCGCGGCGGCCGCUGCCCUCGCCUCCUCUGCCGCCUCCUCGCUGCUCGCCAGUCUGCCGAACCUCUCCGCUCGGAUUGAGAUCUCCACGCCGGUGACGGUGGCCGGAACGGGCAACGCGGCGACCAUCUCCGGAAUACAGGCAAAGUUUUUACUAAUUACUUUUCCUCCUAAUAACAGCAACUCCGCCUACACCAUCCCCGAGGUGCGCUCCGCCAGCAACAUCAUCGGCGGACUGGCGGACGAGCGUAUGCACGAUGAGGACCUGAUGGACGACGGCGCCGGCGGUGACGAUGAGGCGGAGGAGGAGGAGGACAACACCGAAUGGAACGAAGAGGAGAUCAGUCGACAGUUUGAGGAGGCGCGGGCGAGCUCAUUUGCCGCCGCCGAGGCGGUCCUACGAGAGACGGCGGAGUUUCUGCGCUCCUCGGAGGGUCCUUUCGGACAGUCGGCUUCUUCGCAGGCAACGACGACCACUGCUGCUGCUAGUGCUUCAGCUCCCGCCGUUGCUGGACAGUCGCAACCGAAGAAUGAAGAGGAUGAGAAGAUGGAGACCAGCCCGUCGGCACCGCCGCCUCCGCCGCCGCCGGCGAAGAAGGAGGUGAAGCCGCCGAGGGACGAGGCGAUUGACGCCCUCUACAGCGACUCGGAGGGCGAGUUUGCCGACGCUGUCAGCGACUUUCCCACUGCUACUUCUUCAGCUGCCAACACUGCUUCUACAUCUGCUCCAGCGAAGCCGCUGCCAACUCCGGUGGCUUCUGUAGCUAGUGCUACUGCUGCCGCAACCACUGGCACCGGAGCCACCGGAACCGCAAGUGACGUGCCCCCGAACUGGCAGUCGGUUCUGCCUAAUGAAUGGAUUCCCGUCAUUGAGGCGGACAUUCAGCGCCAGCGCAGCUCGGUGGAAACUGCUGCUGCUGCUGCUGCUGCUGUUCAGCCCCAGCAGGCUGAAGGUGCGCCCGUCUUCAGCGACGCCUACCUCAACGGCAUGCCCAAGAAGCGCCGACUGGAGUACAAGCCCGAGGAGGAGGAGGCGGGGCAGAAGGCGGCGGUGGGCGACGCCAAGCAGCAGCGCCCUCACUAUCCGCUUUAG
Molecule: messenger RNA, 2175 nt
Organism: Rhagoletis zephyria (snowberry fruit fly)
Lineage: Eukaryota; Metazoa; Arthropoda; Insecta; Diptera; Tephritidae
Source: RefSeq, a predicted model, not a curated record